AACGAACCCAGGACCAUCACGUGAUGGGAAAAAACAAAUUUCUCAAGGAGGCUUACGUACCUCAGCAAAAUACAGACCGAGAUAGGACUGACGUUUGACUCAACUGACUCAACGCACACAUCCUCAUCAUGAGCAUCAGGAAGGGCUUCAAGAAUUCCUCAGUCGUUGUGAUCAUCGCCUUCUUCGUCCUUUUAAUAGCCAACGGCCUUAGCAUGUUCGCCUUCUCCACCACCUCGUGGGCCUACAUCAACCACAAGUUCAUCAACUACCAGGGCUACGGGCUGUGGCGGAUCUGCGCCACCACAGGGUCCUGUUCGCUUCUCGAUGGCACUCGAAGUGAAUGGUAUAUGAAAGUUCAGGCCUUUGGCAUCUUUGGCAUGUUGGGGAUCAACAUCGCCCUGUUACUGGUGAUUUCUUACCUGUUUGUGGAAUGGUGGGAGAAGGACAUAGAACUAGAAGUGGCGGCCAUUCUGUGCAGCUUCGCAGGAGCAAUUUUCUACGGACUCGCGGUGUCCAUCUACAAGAAAGAGAUGCCCAACUGGGUGGCGAUCUCGACUGAUCUGGAAUUUGGUAAUUCGUUGACGAUGGCCAAGUCUGCCGCGGGUGUCAGUGCAGUAGGUGGAGGUUUACUUCUCGUCGAUGUCAUCAUGAAGCGGGGAUCGGUAACUGAUGGAAAUGAUGAACAGGUGACAAUAGGUGAUGAACAGGUGAUAGUAGGUGAUGAACAGCAAACAGUAUGAUUGGUGAGGGCUGAAGCAUAUGCCACGUCCUCUACCAUAUCUGUCCCUGGAGCAGCAGAAUUUUCAUCACUGUAAUUGAGGAAGUGACGGGGUUAGGGUUAGAGAUUGACAGAUUGUUUUCACCAGUACUGGCAGACCAAACUCAAUUCAAGCGCCAGUUAUGAAACGUACAGAUCCGUUAAAUCUCUCUUAUUCCAGUCUAGCUUUCUUACACACAUAACCUAUAUAGUUCAUUGUUUGGAGCAACUGAUGAGGGGCAGCAGAAGGCGAGAACUGAUGUCAAGAGUAGUUAAACUCAUUGGUGAUAGUAGUACGCCAUGAUGGACUCACUGUUCACUACCGUUCACAGAGGCUGUUAGUCCCGAGUGACUGCUAUUUUCCUCAGCCGUGUGCGGAGCUCAACAAAAACUUACAUCCGAGGGACGUGUGAAUUUUUUUUAUGAAAGAAAAACUAAAAAAUCUAGUGAACUGAUGACCAUGAAAGACGGGGAUCCAACAUGUGUUUAUGUAUGAGUCUUUCAUUGUUGACUCAUCCUGUUUGCUUAAGACGGUUCUUCGUAAACUUGACGAUAUAUAUAUGAAACCGAAUUAUUUCUGUAUUAUGUUAUGUAUAGUCUGAUUCCUCUUGCGGAAAUACUAAUUUCCAUUUUCUCUAUGAAACUGUGUUGUCUCUUGGUU
Messenger RNA from Pomacea canaliculata, 1418 nucleotides. RefSeq lists its product as uncharacterized. The coding region runs from base 129 to 740 and encodes 203 amino acids. Lineage: Eukaryota; Metazoa; Mollusca; Gastropoda; Architaenioglossa; Ampullariidae. The record is from RefSeq and is a predicted model, not a curated record. The transcript has 4 exons.